Molecule: messenger RNA, 558 nt
Organism: Eremomyces bilateralis CBS 781.70
Lineage: Eukaryota; Fungi; Ascomycota; Dothideomycetes; Eremomycetales; Eremomycetaceae
Exons: 2
Source: RefSeq, a predicted model, not a curated record
GUCCUUGAGGGCACCCUCUUCACCGCAUGUUCUGCCACCAACCUUGUGGCAAUUAACACCGCGCCCCCUCCUCCGAAUCCAAAUGCAUCAAACCAGCCGGGCGAUUACCACAUAAUACCCGUCUCGCAGAUCAAGUCAUUCGAAGUCCUAAGCCUUUCGGCGGAUGGCUCGCAACGCGAUGCAGCAAUCUUCGAGACCGCAGUACCGGCUAUCUCCAAGGUCGAUAUUGGGGCGCUGAAGGCGAGAGAAGAGGCGGCCAUUCGGAAGUUGAAAGAACAGGAUAUGACGCGGGGAAAGGGCGUAACUAGGGAAGCGCAGGAGAUAUUUGACGCGCUACACAGGAUAUUCCCCACUCGAUGGCACGGUCAGGCUAUCAUUGUGAACGACGCGGUCAUCAUCAAAUCGCCGUAUAGAUUAGAGGAUUGUCAGGCCGAAAAGGACAAGCAAACCAGCUUGGUCCAGGUCAGGAAACAUCUAGAGGCGUAUAUGAAGAAGAAAGGUCAGCAAGGCGUGAAACCCGCGGUGGCUACCCCGAUUCCUCCGCGAAAGGGCGGGUGA